Molecule: messenger RNA, 2718 nt
Organism: Ornithodoros turicata
Lineage: Eukaryota; Metazoa; Arthropoda; Arachnida; Ixodida; Argasidae
Product: cell adhesion molecule-related/down-regulated by oncogenes-like
Exons: 17
Coding region: 211-2607 (798 amino acids)
Biological process (GO): axon guidance; cell-cell adhesion
Cellular component (GO): axon
Molecular function (GO): protein binding
Source: RefSeq, a predicted model, not a curated record
GCAUCUCCCUCUGUCUCCUCGGUAUCCUCUCCGUCAAAAGGAAGGCUUCCUUCUCACCCAAGAAGAAGAUGGCUGCUUUGGUGCGGAAUCGUUGAACUUCUAAAAGGGGUCUCUCUGACUCAUGGGUGCUCCUUGUUUGUUACCUGUUGAAUCUUCUGUACAGAACUUCAGCAUGUGAUUGCCCUAUGUCACCGUCAAAGGGCGCAGAACAUGGACCAUCUGUUGUUCUCAAGCGUCACCGUUCUGUGCCUUAUGUUGCAUUUCGGCGGCGCAUCAUUUUCAGAAGUUCAAGAGCUUGGGUUUUUAGAAGAGCCCAGUUCGGUGCUCACAGCUGAAGGUAGCAAUGAACCAGUCACCUUCAGGUGCUCUGCAAAACCAAAAAAUGUUGAGACGUACUGGAUCCAUGGUGGCCACCCAGUUACGGAGGACACCCCUGGUGUCACUAAGUUGACUAAACAUAGACUCUCAGUCAGAAUCACUUCUCAUACCAAUGGCAGCUUACACCAUCUGGAUAACUCCUACCAAUGUGCAGCAAGACUGGGUGACUCCAUCAUGCUGAGCAGCCCUGCCACUGCUAUCAUAGCCACACUUUCUCAUUUUGACCAACAGCAGAAAGACAUUCACGUUUCUGUAACAGAAGGGAAUGUUGCUGUAGUGCCUUGUCAACUUCCACCCAGUGUUCCCACUGCUGUCUCAGAGUUUUUAUAUAAUGGUUCGAAAAUAGAUAAAUCUACAGACAGAUACCACUUAAUGCCUUCUGGAGACCUGCACAUUGCAUCAAGUCGAGUGUGGGACUCUGGUGUUUAUGAAUGCAUUGCUCACAAUCCGUUCCUACAGAAAAGGGUAUCUGCACCGUACAAGGUGUAUCUCACUGUGCAUGUGCCCGCAGCUGAGGAACAGCCUUCAUUCAAAUCAGUUCCUGUGAAAAGUAUAAGUGUUGUGACUGGCAGUAAUGUAACGCUUGAGUGUGCUGCUAAUGGCAAUCCAACACCAAGCAUUGUUUGGCACAAAGAAGGGGGACACUUACCAAAACGUCGUUGCAGCCUUAUGCUUGGCAACUUGGAAAUAGUCGGAGUCCAUCCUAAAGACGGAGGUCUGUAUUUGUGUAGGGCGAGCAAUUAUCUUGGACCCAUCGUCGGAAAAACAGAGCUUGUUGUACUAGAGCCUCCACAUAUUGUUUCACCAUUGGAAAGUCACGUUGUCAAUCACGGAAGGGAAAUCACGCUAGACUGCAUUGUCCGUGGAAACCCGUCGCCAUCUGUAAAGUGGAUUCAUAAUGGCAGGAAGGUCCACCAUACAUCGCAUAUUGCUGUACAUGAUACAGCAAUUACUAUAAAAAAAGUGACAAAACAUAAUGGCGGCAUUUACCAAUGCUUUGCAAGCAACUCUUUACGCACGAUAUAUUCUACAUCUCGUAUUGUGGUCCUAGCUGGAAAUGAUACUCGACCUCCCAGCAAAUCUGUAUAUAGUGAUGAUAAUGAAGAAGAAAAUGAACCAGACAGCAUCAACGGAGCAUCAGAGGGUUCUGGGAAAAGAAAGGGAGGGCACGGGCGAAGAAAGAAGGUCAAAGGAGUGAAGCUGGUGCCUCCUUCAAGACCCGAGAUCACGAGACUGUCUGAUGAUUCUGUGAUGGUGCACUGGUCUGUGCCACAAAACGAUGGACUGCCAAUUUCAUUCUUCAAAGUUCAGUAUCGUGAUGUCUCUAAUCCUCAUUCAAAGUGGAUGACAGUUGACACAGAUGUGCCCCCACAUAUUAAUUCCUACGCUGUCACAGGACUCAAAGCAGGUGCAAAGUACAAGUUUCAUAUUGCAGCUGUGUACACUAAUAAUGACAACAAGAAUGGCCCUAACUCCAUACGGUUCACUCUUCAUAAAGACCCACCCAAGAAACGUCCCAUUCACGGCCCCAAGAUGCAGCGUGUCAAAGCUGAGAGUCCAUCUGCUAUAACUUUAUAUUGGGAGUACACAGACGUCGACUCCAUAGAAAUUGACGGUUUCUACAUUUACUAUCGCCUGACGGAAAGCGCUGGUGACUACCUCAAAGUAGCAGUCUCCGGUGCAAACACACGGUCCCACACCGUGUCACACCUCUUGCCAGACACCUCGUACGAUAUCAAGAUGCAGUGCUACAAUGUAGCUGGAGCCAGUGAAUUUUCAAAUAUAUGGACAAAGAAAACCCUUCCGUCACCUCAUGUUGUCGAGAAGAAAACUAGUGAGAAAAGGACUGUGGUGCAAACGGAGGACACCGAAGAUGGAAAUGACUUCUACAUUGCCAUAGGAGUGGGGCUUGGUGUGGCACUCUUGGUAUUAGGAGUGCUAGUUGCCCUCUGUAUGUUACGUCACAAGCAACAACAAAGGAGACACAUUCAGAGCCUUAGUGACCACAACAGCAAUCUUCAACAGAAUGGCCAUGUAGCAAAUGGGGAUUAUUUCACGGCACAAAGUAGGAUUGACAUUACACUCAAUCCACUAGACUCUGUAGAGCUUUCGGAACUUCCGAAGGAGAAAUAUGCAGCUAUCAUUGUAACACAGCUCUCAAAUGGCCACAGGGUAAACUCUAGAGAUAUAAAUUCAGAUGGUGCCAUAGUAAAAGCAGAAAAUGUGUGAAUGAAUCUCACUCAUAUUUAUGUAUCAAUCUUAGCAGAGCACUUUUGUGCAUGCUAUUUGUACCAUACCCUUUAUAUUGUUUUAUUAUUGAUAAAUGUUUACACCAGUCAA